This is a messenger RNA of Podarcis muralis (Common wall lizard), 3939 nucleotides long. The record is from RefSeq and is a predicted model, not a curated record. NCBI's taxonomy places the organism in Eukaryota, Metazoa, Chordata, Lepidosauria, Squamata, Lacertidae.
CGGAACCGGCUCGCGCGUCUUCCUUCACUCCGUCGCCUUGGCAACGCGGAGGGCGGGGACGAGGAGAGGGCCUGCUCCCUUGACGAGCGAGGAGCGGGAACGCGCUUAGCCCCACCGCCCACCCCAUGGCGUCCGGGCGCCCCGCUUUGGAGGCAACCCCCGACGUCCGGACUCGGAAGCCGGCUCCCCGGGUAAACCGCGCGUGGAAAACGGAGGGUCGCCUUCCCGAGGCCGCCGCCGCCGCCUCAACCGCCACCCCCUUUCCCCGCUUACAUUUCUCUAAAUCCACAACAUGGAUGAGUAUGAAGUGAUUAAAAUGAUUGGAGAAGGAUCUUUUGGCAAAGUAUUCUUGGCUAAAGGAAAGGAUAACAAUCAACCAUGUGUUAUCAAGGAGGUCAAUUUAACAAAGAUGCCAAGAAAAGAAAAAGAAUCCUCUCAGAAAGAAGUCGCUGUUCUGUCCAAGAUGAAGCACCCUAAUAUAGUAGCUUUCUACACUGCCUUUCAAGAGAAUAAUAAGUUAUAUAUUAUUAUGGAAUAUUGUGAUGGAGGUGACCUUAUGAAGAGGAUAAUUUUGCAGCGUGGAGUGUUAUUUGAUGAGGACAAGAUCUUGAGUUGGUUUGUGCAAAUCUCCUUAGGACUGAAGCAUAUACAUGACAGGAAGAUUCUGCACAGAGAUGUAAAAGCACAGAACAUUUUUCUCAGCAAUAAUGGAGUGAUAGCAAAACUUGGAGACUUUGGGAUUGCGAGAAUGCUGAGCAAUACCAUGGAAUUUGCUCGGACCUGUGUAGGAACACCAUAUUACUUGUCACCUGAAAUCUGUGAGAACAAGCCGUAUAACAACAAAACAGAUAUAUGGUCCCUUGGCUGUGUAUUAUAUGAACUCUGUACUUUAAAGCACCCUUUUGAAGGCAAGAGUUUGCCUCAACUUGUGCUGAAGAUCUGCAGAGGCUAUUUCACACCAGUAUCUAUGAAGUAUUCAUAUGAACUAAGAACAUUAGUAUCCCAGCUGUUUAAAACAUCUCCAAGAGAUCGCCCUUCUAUCAACUCCAUUUUGAAAAAGCCCUUUUUGGAGAAACAAAUAAAGAAUUUUCUGCCCCCUGAGAUCAUGGAGGAAGAAUUCAGCCACACCGUCAUUCACAGAAAACGGUCACUAGAUUCACUGCCAUCAGGAGCUCCUGAAGUUCAGAAAUCAAGAAUCCAUGAUCGUCAUUCACCCAAAAUCAAGCUGGAGAUGCUUUCCAGAAAACAACACAUAAUGUAUGAAAAUGAAUGGAAAGCUCCUUCAAGGCCCCAGGAUCCUAUUAACCAGCCCUGGGGUCCUCGGUUGAAGAUGUGUGGGAAAUCAGAAGCUGCCAGAAUGAGGGGGCACUAUGGCCAUUAUUAUAUGAAACUUGAAAACUUGCAGAAAAGGCCCUUUGAGCAGGGUGAUGAUCCUUGUAUCAGCGAAAGAUUGGAAGAGUAUUAUAAGCAGAAAGGACAAAAACCACCACCACCACCACCUCACUGGCCUGCAGAAUAUCUUCAGAGACGAUACAAUGCCCAGCAAUACAAGAUAAAAGUAGAGAAGCAACUUGGAUUGCGCCCAUCUUCUGCUGACCGGCAGUAUUUUCAAAUGCAGAAUCAGGAGAUGAAGGAAGAGCAGUUGAGAGCUCUUGCUCAAAAAAAUAAAAUGAAAGAACAGGAAUACCUGAAACAGCUGAAGAAGAUUCGUCAGCAGUACCACAGUGAAGUAAAUGAAAUUAGACGUAAAGUAGAAUCUCUAGAGGAGAAUAAAAAUAUAAAGGACAAAACAUAUAUUGUGAAACAGAGAAAGACUGAGAACCAACCUACUUAUAAUUAUAUUAUUCCUGGAGGACAAGAUGAACCAGUUCAGGAUCUUGAGCAAAACCUGAGACAAAUUGGAGUACAUAACUGGCAGGAGGAAAAUUUCCUUGAAAGAAAACACAAAGCAAAGGGAGGUGUAAAGUUUCAGAUUGAUCUGAAAGAUGGUGUUUCAGAUUUCCAGAAAGAGAAAGAGGAAUGUGACAAACUUAAUGAAGCCCUAACUUUUGAAGAUGGAGAAAACCUUAAGAAAAAACUGACAAACAUCUGUGAUGAUUAUAUAGACAAAGCACUGCUAGAACUACAGUGUUGGGAAACAGGUGGUGACAAUGAAGAUGAUGCCAUAAUAAACAGAAAACACUGGCAAACGUCAGUCCCGCAGGCUCUUCUGAAUCUUCUAGAAAAUGCAGAUAUUUCCUCUACAUCCACUACCAUGGAUGAAGCAGUGGGCCAGGUUAGCUUGAUGCCUCCAGAAUUCCCUGAAAACAGGAGAAAAUGGAGCCAAGAAUCACCUGGGACACUGAUGAACAUGCUAGCUGAAGCAGAAUGUGCCAGUGACACUUUAUGCCAAGCCGAAGAACACAAGGAGACGGUAACCCCAUGCACUCCAAAAAAUGAUGAAGCUGAUUCAGAAGCGAGUUCUGAAUCAGAAGUGGAUGCUGCUGUUGAAGUGGAUGAAGAAAGGCUUGAUCCGAGAUCUGAUGACGAUGAUACUAACUUUGAAGAAUCUGAGGAUGAAUUGAGGGAUGAACUGGUAGAAUCCCUGGAAAAAGUAGUAACAUCUCUUCAAGAGGAGAUUAUAAAAGCCCCAGCUGAAACAGAAGACACAGAUGAACUGAAAAAAGAAGCGGUAUCCAAUGGUAACCUUAAAUCCACUGAAAGUUUGGAAGAGGAUGGUAACCUGACUAAAGACAAACAGGAAGGAACAAUCAGUUAACACUCUCUUGGGGAAUAGUUCCUUAAGAAUGACUGGUAGCUAGUGGAAUGUGUUUAAAGAAAUGAUUCUCUUUCUAGGCUUAUCAACAACUAUUUGGGACCAUAAUUACAGAGGUGAGAGGUACGGUCAGGUACUGCAAGGCAGUUCAGUUUAACUAACUUUACAUGACUGGUUCCUUGCCUUCCUUCAUUUUGACAUUAUCUUUACAACAUUUAGUUCCUCAUUCUCCAGUUGCACAUUAUGUUACUUAUAUAUAAAAACAUCAUUAGGGAUUUGCAGCCCAGAACAAGUUGAUGUCUUGAUAUGGAAGCACUUUAUUAAUCUUUCCCCCACAAGUCUUACUCAGCUAGAGACCUUGCAGCAUAGCCUACAGAACAGAGUGGUGCUUUUUUUAAGGGAAUGUCACCAUGGCUAUUUCCCUUGCAUGCUUCCAAGGGUUGUCUGAUAGUGGAGUAGUCAGUGUGGAAGAACUCUUUCCUCUUUUGAGGAACUGCCACUCCCAGGUACCAUGGCUUGCAGUUCAGGAUUAUAGGAUGUGUGGUCUAGCAACAGUUAAGGAAGGCUGGUGUUUGUUUAAAGCUGUAUGUUUAGAGCUGCUAUAGGUCAAUCAUCAUGACACACACCUUGUGUGAUUUCUUAUGCUGAUGCCUUACCAGAUUUAACCAGCAGGAUAAGAAAUCUUUAUUGAGGCUGUUCUACUGUAGACUGCCUUGGGGCACAGGUGAUCAUUCGUGAUUAAAUGCCCCUCCCAAAAAUCCACUGAGUCCUUCAAGGACAGCCUUUUCAUGACUCUGUAUUCAUUAUGCCAAGCAGAUCCUUGAAAUGGGAAGAAACUUAUUAGAAAUUCACUCUUCAAUUUCAUAUGUAGUUUUAUGUUGAUAAAUUAUGGGAAAAAUAAUCUGGGACAAAUGUAGAUUCAACACGAUGCCACAAAUUCAUUUUAAGAUUAAACAGCUUGCUCUUUUAAGAAGCUAGGACUGAGUUUUCACCACGGGAAGCUGCUGUGUAUAUUUUGUAAUAUGAUUAUUCAGCCCAGCUACUAGAUCCUUAAGCAUAUUAUGUAUCAUUUCAUAUCUGCUUGUGUCUAUAUGUAAGUUUGGGAGCAUACUCUGUCAGACUGUCAUACAGGAAUAAGAUACCCUUUAUUGUACAAUAGAAAUACAGCAACUGUAUAUACAUAA